Messenger RNA from Hevea brasiliensis (rubber tree), 1437 nucleotides. RefSeq lists its product as uncharacterized. Bases 1 to 1437 code for a protein of 478 amino acids. The transcript has a single exon. The record is from RefSeq and is a predicted model, not a curated record. NCBI's taxonomy places the organism in Eukaryota, Viridiplantae, Streptophyta, Magnoliopsida, Malpighiales, Euphorbiaceae.
AUGUCCCAAAACAAAGAAAGCACCCGGCCAGCAUCGGAACUGAAUUUACCAGUGAUUCCCCCACUUACAACAACAGUUGAUACUCGUGCUCAAAAGCUUCAUGAUCAAGCCUCAACUUCCUUCACCUUCCAAACUCCCAUCCCUAACCCAACAAUUACCUUCAAUCCAACAUUCCCUAGCAGCGAGUUUCCUAUCUCUUAUCACCAAGCUGUCCCGAAUGCGGAAUCUCAUCCUUCAGCACCAAUCCCUUCAGUUUACCCUGCAACCAAUUUUCUGACUCGGGGAAUAGCUCAUGCAAUAGGAGGGGAAAGUAGAGAAAAAGAAAAUAAGAAGUUAUCUGCUCUGGAAAAAAGACUAAGAGCUAUUGAAGGGCUAAAUACAUAUGGCUCAAUCGAUGUGUCUUCGCUGAGAUUAGUACCAGAUGUGGUGGUGCCACCAAAAUUUAAAGUCCCAGAAUUCGACAAAUACAGUGGAAACUCUGACCCACGCAUCCACUUAGCCACUUACAUAGCUAAGAUGUUCGCUCUCACAGAAGAUGACAGACUCUUGGUACAGUUCUUCCAUAAAAGUCUCACAGAAGCAGCCUUACAUUGGUGCAUACAAUUGGAUAAGAGUAUAUUACGCUCCUGGAAAGAUUUGGUUAAUGCUUUCUUUAAACAGUACAAGUUCAAUUAUAAUGUUGCCCCCAUAAUGAGAGACCUCCAAAACCUGGUACAAAGGAAAAGGGAGAGCUUUAAGGAGUAUGCCCAGAGGUGGAGAGAAAAGGCAGCUGAAGUUUAUCCUCCAGUGACAGACAGUGAACUCUGCUCUCUAUUCAUUGAGACUCUGAAGGCCCUAUACUUCAAUUUAAUGAUUGGGAAUACUUCUAACAGUUUUUCUGAUAUCAUCCAGACAGGAGAAAGGAUUGAAGCGAAUCUCCGAUUAGGGAGGUUACAAGAAGUAGUAGGAGAGAGUUCUAUGAAAAAGCUUACUAAUUUCGAGAAAAGGAAAGAAGGGGAUGUACAGUUCAUUUCAAAACAAAUUCACCUACCACCACAAAAUAAUUUUCACCCAUACACCUCAGCCCAAAGUCCAUACCCUCCAGCCCAAAUUCCAAUGGUAGCAAAUGUUCUUCCUCCAUUCUCGAACUAUCAUCGCUCACAAUAUCCUCCCCAAGCUGCCUAUAAUCCCAGACCAUCUGACCAAAAUACUCCUUUCAGACCACCUGCUCCUCAACCUGGCCCAAGACCAUCAAGGAAUUCUGAUCCACCAUUACCACUCCCACUCAGUGAAAUUUACAGUUAUCUCAAGACCUGCUCCAAAAAUGAUUUUUUUUCUGUUCCCACCACAUCAACACCGCCAGCACCACCUUUGACAAUCAUACGUACCCCACCACAGCUGCCUGUUACCAAUACCCAUGUUGUGCCUUGGAAUUAUAAUUUCCAAGUUUAUACAUAG